Molecule: messenger RNA, 1788 nt
Organism: Drosophila albomicans
Lineage: Eukaryota; Metazoa; Arthropoda; Insecta; Diptera; Drosophilidae
Product: probable G-protein coupled receptor Mth-like 11
Exons: 8
Coding region: 73-1521 (482 amino acids)
Biological process (GO): cell surface receptor signaling pathway; G protein-coupled receptor signaling pathway
Cellular component (GO): membrane
Molecular function (GO): G protein-coupled receptor activity
Source: RefSeq, a predicted model, not a curated record
AUAGCACUCGUCCCAGAAUACUUAAAUUUUCUACAUUUAUUUCUAUUUCCUAUUUGAUUAGUUCAUACUGCUAUGAAGAAUCAGUUAAGAGUAUUUCUUAUAUUUGGCAUAUUUUACAUAUACCAAGGAUGUGAUUAUUUCGAUACCGUUGACCUUACAAACAGCAUUAAAUUUGAAAAUGGAUCAUUUCAGUACGAAGAUGUAUUGAUACCAAAAGAAAAAACGGGGGAAUACAAUUACCAAAUUUUAUUUAAUGGCGAUUACGAAACGGUGCCCAAGCAUAUAAGGGGUUGUGUAUGUCAUUUAAAAACGUGCAUACGUUUUUGCUGUAAUCCAAAACAAUUGCUUUUAAAAGGUAAACGAACUUGCGAAGAUAUUGACAAAAAUAUACAUUAUAAUAUGUUAUUAAACAUAACAUAUAAUGAAACACUAACAAAAACUAUAAGCGACUUGGAAUUCAUGGUGCAACAACAUCUUCCUGUACCUUGUCGUGAUCAUAAUUAUCUUGAACCUGAUAAUCCAGACCACGCCUGGACUUUGUACGAAAAUGGCACUCUUCUCAGACAUUUUGACAGCGCACUACUUACAAAACGGGAUUAUUGUUUACAGCCUCGAAAAUUUCAAGAUCUCUACAAGCUUGUGCCGUAUCAUUGCCUUAAACCUCCAGACUAUUCUAACGCUUACAUGCAAUCGGUAUCGAUAUUCUUCUUACUUAUGGUCAUAAUUGUGUAUUUGAUAUUACCGAAUUUUAAAGGAGAUUAUUUUAAAUGCUCUAUAUGCUACUUCAGUUGUUUGACCCUAAGUUUUAUACUUAUUGUUAUUGUACGUUUUCAAUGGAUCCAGCCACAUCAAAAAGUAUUGUGCCAGUUAACAGGAUAUAUUGGUUACUACUUUAUAAUAUCCACAUUUCUUUGGCUUUUAAUUAUAAACUACGAUUUAUGGAAAGCAUUUAAUACUCUUGUCAUUACUCGGAGGACAAGAUAUUUGAAUUACAAUAUAUUUGUUUGGGGCCUUGCCGCUUUACAACUUUUAGUAACUUAUAUUGUUGUGUUGGUAAACACAGACUCAAAAUGGGCACCUAAUAUCGGAAUUUAUUAUUGUUGGAUCGAUACAACUGCUUGGUCGGCAAGAAUCUACUAUUAUGGUCCAAUAGGUAUUUACCUAACAUUAAGCACAACACUAUUUAUUAAAACCGCCAGUGAUAUAUUCGUUCAAAAUAGGAACAAUAGACUUCAGUUAAAAAAAUCGGAAAGCCAAAGAAGUCUAAAGAGUCUGACUAAUUUUGGGAUGUUUUUAAGGCUUUUUAUCAUAAUGGGCGUUCUUUGGAUUUUGGAAAUUAUAUGUUAUUUUGGAGAAUUUAACGAUAAAGGAUCUAAAAUUUUUGACAUUUUCAAUUGCAACCAAGGUAUCAUCUUGUUUGUAGCAACAAUUUUAAAAAAAGAUGUUUUAAAAUCAUUAGCUAAUCGCGUUGGAAUUGGCGAACAAAUAUCACAAAGUGGUCCAUCUACAACAUCACCAUGACAUAUGCAAAUAACUGAAAUAACGUUGACUAAAGGAAUUAUGAAGCCGCAAGGAGUGUGUAACUUCUGUUCAUCUGACAAAAAAUUUGAGGAAUUCCAUGAAAAUGUUCACCGCGAUACAUCGAUACAUGAAGCAUACACGUCAUAUUAUAAUAUUUUUAUAAUUGAUAUUUCUUCAUGUUCAUAGUCCCAACAUCCAAUAUUACAUUAGCGCUUGCGUGUAAAAAUUUUAAUUAUAAAAGAUACCGAACUUAUUAAUAUAUGUAAA